Molecule: messenger RNA, 325 nt
Organism: Ectocarpus sp. CCAP 1310/34
Lineage: Eukaryota; Phaeophyceae; Ectocarpales; Ectocarpaceae
Source: the annotation of a GenBank genome assembly
AUGACCGGCUACCGAGGGGCUUUGCCUGGCGAUCGACGGAGCUCGUUUUCGCGACCCGUUUCUGAGAUGCGCCAAGCCUGCUCGAGAAAUCUCUAUCUCUACCCACCGGCAUUGCGCGAUUACGCCCGUGCAAGCCUCAUGGUGACUUCGUCGGGGUACCGGAAGACCGUGAGGCAGACGGCUCUUCAACAGAGGGCUGGUGCGAUGCACGCGGCGGACAUGGUGGAGCUCAGUUACUGAGACACAAGCAUCUGUUUCCACCUCCUCUUCUUCAGCGAAGCUGUGAAGCACCCGGUGAUGCUCCUCGAGUACGGAGAGGAGGGAG